Rotaria sordida is the source of this 1110-nucleotide messenger RNA. The record is from the annotation of a GenBank genome assembly. Lineage: Eukaryota; Metazoa; Rotifera; Eurotatoria; Philodinida; Philodinidae.
AUGUACUUUUCUUUACGUGAUAAAGAUUUUUUACCUCGAAUGGAAUCUUUACAUACGUUUACCUUUGUUAAAUCACUAAAAUGGCAUUCAAGUGAAGAAUGGACAUUAGUUAAUGUAUUGACAGCUUCUAAAGUUAUGCCUGUUUUACGACGAAUGAAUUUUUCUAUUGUUAUUGAUAUUAAUGAUCUGAAUCAAAUGAAUAAUUCAGCUCUCUUUGAUGACGAUCGUCAUAUAGAUGUUCAUUAUGUUUUUAUGAUUAGUGAUAACCGAGAACAUUUUGAACUUAAUCAAUAUGUGCCACAUGGUAGUUUGUCUCAUUCUCGUCAAAUAGUCAGUGCAACAUUUAUUUCUGAAUGUUGGACUCUUGAUUCAACGAUCAAAAAUCAUGAUGAAAUUUAUUUGGAGAAACCUAGAAAUCGACAACAUCUAUUCUAUACUUUGCCGUGGAUUUUUGAUGAAUUUUUUCAAUUAUGUCUUCCAGAUAGAUAUAUUAGUCAAUUACAAGUUUUUACAUCACCUUCUCCAGUUAAUACAGUUGCUCCUUCACGUCUUCGUAAACUCAAUAUAUCAAAUAAUUUUCCAUCAUUGGCUAUUUCUUUUCCUCACAUAAUAUCCUCGAACCAAGUGGCUGAACUUCAUUUAUCACGAUGUGAUAGACAAACAUCUGUAAAUUUACCUACUUUUGAUUAUCUUAUUAUUACAGACAGUCUUGAUUCAUUGAAUAGUUGUUUUUUUUCAAUAAAUAUUCGAUCUAUUCAAAUUACUCUUAAUCAUGAACAUCUUCAUCUUGCAAGAAACGAUUGGAAUGAUUUGCCGACUCUUUCUACUUUACCGUUCUUGAAGUCUUUACGUAUACUUUUAUAUGGUAUGAAUAUUCCACCAAAUGAUACAACUUGUCAAAUUAUUGCAGAAACAGCAUCAACGAUCUCUGAUUUUUGCUUUUGUUUUCGACGUAAAAAUCAUCAAAAUCGUCGUAACUUUGAUGGGGCGCAUACUAAACAAUCUUUAUUCAUUAAACAACUACGGAAUAACAUUCUUGCUUUACCACUGAAUGAAAAACCGCAGAUUGUUGUUGAGAAGGAUGGUUAUGGACUUAUUGCGUGGUUUUGA